Molecule: messenger RNA, 924 nt
Organism: Gigantopelta aegis
Lineage: Eukaryota; Metazoa; Mollusca; Gastropoda; Neomphalida; Peltospiridae
Exons: 1
Coding region: 1-924 (307 amino acids)
Source: RefSeq, a predicted model, not a curated record
AUGAAUUGGCAAGCUGUCCACCUCCAUAAAGAGUGGAAGAGGUUCCAACAACAUUGUACUUUCACAUUUAAUGGUCCACUCGCAACUAAAACUGAAGCACAAAAAGUGAACUAUCUGAUGACUUACAUCGGAGACAAGGGGCGUGAAAUAUACAACACUUUCACUUGGAUACCCGAAGAUGAAAACACACCGGCAGAAAAUCAAACUCUAGAAGGUGUUUAUGCUAAAUAUGAAGCAUAUGUUGCUCCAAGAAAAAAACUAAUUCGCGCAACUGUUAACUUUAAUCGUCGAAAGCAGGAAGUUGGCGAAAAAUUUAAUAACUUUGUAACAGAUCUGCGUAUUCUUGUGAAAGACUGCGGCUAUGCAGAAGAAGAACGGAUGGUGCGUGAUGCUAUAGUUCUGCGCUCUGUACAUGAUACUGUAAGGAAAAAAUGUCUUGAAAAAGGAGAUACUCUGACAUUGGAAAUGGCAAUAAAUAUUGGCCAAAACCACGAAAUGUCACAGGAAAGUCUCAAAGCUAUCAAUGACGAAGAUCCCAAAGUUCAUACAGUACGUGAUAAGCGAUAUUCUAAAAAGAAGACAGAACAACAUGGAUCUAGGUCAAGACAUGGCACUAGUAAGUGGCACAAACAAACACCAUCACCUAAAGCCUGCACAAAGUGUGGCUACAGCAACAUACAUAAGGAAUGUCCGGCAAGAAAUAGCAAAUGCAAUUUUUGCCAUAAACGAGGACACUACGAAAAAGUGUGUAGAAAUAAACUAAAGACACACAUUGUUGAUGAAAUGUAUUCCACAGGUAGCUCAUCUGAGGAUUAUGAUUCUGAUUCAUUUUCUCAUGAAAUCAACAUAAUCUCAAAUGAAGAGGCUGAGAAAACUGACUGGUGGGAAGAAGUGAAAAUCAAUGGAAAGAAGGUCCUGUUCUAA